GUCCAUCUGCUUGGCUCGUCUGUCACAGUGUUGAGAUUGACGUUCAGAAGAACCCGUAAGAGAAAAGAAAUUAAAGGCUAGGCAGUGCAGCAAGCAACCUCCGCGGUGGAGUCCGUACGGUGCAAGGAAUGAGUUGAUUUCCCAUGAUAUCUGGCCCGUUGCAUGAAGGGGGCAGUCUGCCUAUAGCCAGAGCCUGAGCUGUUCCGCAACCACAUCUGCUGAAAUAGUUUGAGCGCCGGCUGGCAAUGCCUGCACAUCGUCAAAAAGAACAUUUAAGGAAGUUCAGUUGCGGAAGUGCUGCGAGCUGUGCACUUUGCAAGUACAACUCUGAGGAGUUGGUCCCUCCUGGAGAGACAGCAUGCGUGUGGCUGCCCACACGGGCAUCUCAGCCCAUUGUAGGCUUUCCUCUGGGUGACCUUUGGGUUGAGCUUUUCCCUGCUUGGAGCGCCGCUGAUUUACAAUGCAGAUUCACCGGCCCUUGCCUGCCUGCUCCUCUCCUUCCUAAAUUUGGCUGGGAUAUAAGAGGCUGUUUGCUUUCUGAUGCCAACAGCAGCAGUGGCAGAGCGCCCUGCCAUGUGAUAGGCAGAGAUAGAGGAGAGGGGGCCCAGGAGGAGCGAACUGUGCAGCUGCCAUCACUCCUGGAGACGAGGAGCACGUCUGCAGGACAGAAUGUCGAUGCUGACCCCUGUUCUGCAGCCCCCAGAGGUGAAGGAGUAUCUGUCCAAGGGUGAGCGCUUCAUCAAGUGGGAUGAUGAAACGGCAAGCGCUUCUCCUGUGAUUCUUCGAGUGGAUCCAAAGGGCUUCUACGUGUACUGGACCCAUCAGAACAAGGAAAUGGAAAUUUUGGACAUCACCAGCAUCCGAGACACCCGAGUAGGGCGAUUCGCCAAGAUCCCCAAGUGCCAGAAGCUCCGAGAGGUUUUUAACUUGGAUUACCCUCACAGCACCUUCCUGCUUAAGACACUGACUAUUGUAUCCGGCCCUGACAUGGUGGACCUCACUUUCCAUAACUUCGUGUCCUACAAGGAGAACGUUGGCAAGAGCUGGGCUGAGGAUAUCAUGGCCAUCGUUCGGAAUCCCCUCACCUACAAUGCUUCUCGGUACACCUUCCUGGAGAAAAUCCUGGUGAAGCUGAAGAUGCAGCUUAAUGCAGAGGGGAAGAUUCCUGUCAGGAAUAUUUUUCAGAUGUUUCCUGCGGACAGGAAGAGGGUGGAAGCAGCAUUAAGCGCUUGUCAUCUUCCCAAGGGCAAGAACGAUGCCAUCAACCCUGAGGACUUCCCCGAGACUGUCUAUAAAACCUUCCUCAUGAAUCUGUGCCCACGGCCUGAGAUUGAUGAGAUUUUCACGUCGCACCAUUUAAAAGCAAAGCCCUACAUGACCAAAGAGCACUUGGCAAAGUUCAUCAACAAGAAGCAGCGAGACUCUCGCCUCAAUGACAUCCUCUUCCCACCAGCCAAACCCGAGCAGGUGCAGAGCCUGAUAGAGAAGUAUGAGCCCAGCGGGAUCAACAUCCAGAGAGGGCAGUUGUCUCCAGAGGGGAUGGUCUGGUUCCUGUGUGGCCCUGAGAACAACGUGAUAGCACUGGACAAAUUACUGCUGUAUCAGGACAUGACCCAGCCGCUCUCACACUACUUCAUCAAUUCAUCACACAACACCUAUUUAACAGCCGGGCAGUUCUCCGGUAUCUCGUCUCCUGAAAUGUAUCGCCAGACGCUGCUGGCCGGCUGCCGCUGUGUGGAGCUGGAUUGCUGGAAAGGCCGUCCCCCAGAUGAGGAGCCCAUCAUCACUCACGGGUUCACCAUGACCACUGAGAUCCUCUUCAAGGAUGCCAUUGAGGCCAUCGCAGAAAGUGCUUUUAAAACAUCUCUCUACCCUGUCAUCCUGUCCUUCGAGAACCAUGUGGACUCGCCCAAGCAGCAGGCGAAGAUGGCUGAGUACUGCCGAACCAUCUUUGGAGAUAUGCUGCUGACAGAGCCGCUGGAGAAGUACCCGCUGAAGCCAGGAGUUCCUCUUCCAAGUCCUAAGGACCUCUUAGGGAAGAUCUUGAUUAAGAACAAAAAGAACCAAUCGAUAUCUGGGAAGAGGCAGAGCUCUUUGAAGAAAGGGAGGAACGUGGAACCAGAGAUCAUCGAGCAACCAUCCCCUAUGGAUGCUGAAGAUACCGUCUGGGCAGGUGACGUGGCUGAAGAGGAACCAGAGGAAGAGGAGGAUCCUCUCAGAAACCUGGAUGAAGAGCAAAUUAAGAAGAUGCAGUCAGAUGAGGGCACCGCUGGUUUGGAAGUGACAGCAUACGAGGAGAUGUCUAGCCUGGUUAAUUACAUACAGCCAAUCAAAUUUGACUCUUUUGAAGUCUCUGCCCAGAAGAACCGGAGCUACGUAAUCUCUUCCUUCACUGAGCUGAAGGCUUAUGAUCUGCUAACCAAGUUCCCAGUGCAGUUUGUAGAAUACAACAAGCGACAGAUGAGCCGGAUCUACCCCAAAGGCACACGGAUGGACUCCUCCAAUUACAUGCCUCAGAUGUUCUGGAAUGUCGGCUGUCAGAUGGUGGCCCUCAACUUCCAGACCAUGGAUGUCCCCAUGCAGCAGAACAUGGCUCUCUUUGAGUUCAACGGCCAGUGUGGGUAUCUGCUCAAGCACGAAUUCAUGCGGCGCCCAGACAAGCAGUUUGACCCCUUCUCCGUGGACCGCAUUGAUGUGGUGGUGGCAAGUACCCUGUCUGUCACGAUACUUUCUGGUCAGUUCCUCUCAGACCGCAGUGUGAAGACAUAUGUGGAAGUGGAGCUGUUUGGGUUGCCCAGGGACACAAAACGCAAAUACAGAACCAAACUGACCUCCACUGCCAACUCCAUUAACCCUGUGUGGAAAGAGGAGGCUUUUGUUUUUGAAAAGAUCAUGAUGCCUGAGUUGGCAUCUCUUAAAAUUGUGGCCUGGGAGGAAGGAGGGAAGUUCAUUGGCCAUCGUGUCAUCCCUGUUAUUGCAGUGCAUUCAGGCUACCACCACGUUUGUCUCCGCAGCGAAAGCAACAUGCCACUCACCAUGCCUUCUCUGUUUGUGUACCUGGAAGUAAAGGACUACGUUCCCGACGCUUGGGCAGAUCUGACCAUUGCUCUCUCCAACCCCAUUAAGUUCUUCAGCCUGCAAGACAAGAGAUCCGUUAAGCUAAAGGAUGGCUCAGUGGAGAGGCUUGGCCCACAAAGGAACCUCCCAUCUGCUGAAAGUAACGGGAUACCAGACUCUGCUGGGAGAUGCAGCUUUCCUGUUUCAAAUGGGCCUGCAGGAGCAGCGGCUUUCACCAAGGAUGAAAGUGCAAUAGAAGCAACGCAGAUUGCAGAGCCUCAGACAGCAAGCAUCGCGGAGCUGCAGCAGAUGAAGCUCUUUCUGAAGCUGCUGAAGAAACAGGAGAAGGAACUGAGGGAGCUGGAGCGGAAAGGAUGUAAACGGAGGGAGGAGCUGCUGCAGAAGUAUUCUGUGCUCUUCUCAGAGCCUCUGUGCUAUGGAGGCAAGAAAAGAAUGAUAAACAGCAGGAAGACCCAGAAGAAGAGGAGUUUGACUACAGGUGACGUUGGUACAUGUGCAAAUCCUGUAGAAAUGGCAGAAAGCCAAGUUUUGGAACUGAGAGAGAGGCUGGAGAUGGACCUCACCCACCUAGGAGAGGAACACUAUGAUGGGAUUCGAAGAAAGAAAGAGCAGCACGCCACAGAGCAAGUGACCAAGAUUAUAGAGCUGGCCAGAGAGAAGCAGGCAACUGAGCUGAAGGCACUGAAGGAGUCAUUGGAAAGUAACAUUAAAGACAUUAAGAAGAAGCUGGAGGCAAAGAGAGUGGACCGAAUCCAGGCUGUGAUGAGGAGCACCAGCAACAAGGCAGCUCAGGAGAGGUUGAAGAAAGAAAUUAACAACUCUCACAUUCAGGAGGUGGUGCAAACCAUCAAACUGGUAACAGAAAAGACAGACAGGUAUCAGCAGAAACUGGAAGAGAAGCAGGCAGAGAAUCUGAGAGCAAUCAAGGAGAAAGAAAGCCAGCUCCAGCAGGAAGCACUGGUGGAGUAUGAGGAGAAGUUGAAAAGACUGAGUAUGGAAGUGCAGGAGAUGGUGAAGAACUAUGCAAGAGGAAGCUUUCCUGGAGAGCCAGAGGCUCAGAAGGAUGCAGUUCAGAGCAUUCCUGAGGGAGAACAAGGCCCUACAGACCAACUGGAAGAAAAGAUCCUGGUGGCAGAGGUGUCAAGGCUCACAUUCACCGUGCCUGGACCGCCAGGAGCCGAAACAGACGUCGAGAUCGAAGAAAGCAUAUUUUGAGAGAGGCUUCCCUUACUGUUCCACUUCAGGAAGGUUUAAGGAGCUAUACAGUGAAGUUAAAGACCAGCUUGACAAACUCCCACUCUCCCAUUCCACUCCAGGGAGCUCCUGAAUCCUUCAGGAAUGUACUGCAUUAUUGUCCUGGACAUUGGCAGGAGGCUAAAGAGAUCGCCCUUCAGAGACCACUUCGCUCCCAUCUUCCCUGGCCUUAGCACUAAGGAUUUUGAGCAGUGUAAGGGCCCGUGGCUGAAGAUGGGUUUGCUGUUGGCUUUCACAGUGGCAUCGACACUGAUAUUUCAGUCUGGAUUCAGACUUCGGUUUUUAGAGUAAGGCCUCUCCCCCCUCCAUUCAUCACACAUGUCUGUCCACAUCAGAGCGGUCUCCAAGCUGGAUCCUUUGAAUCAAUUUAACAGGCACACUCUCCAGUAGGCCUGCUGAGAGUGAGCCUGGACUAAAGCCUCCGGACACACACAGAGUGGUGGGUCCUCAGCAAACACUUAUCUCCUAAAGUGCCACUCCCACCAGCAACACUACCUGUUACUGCAGACCCCACCUCUGUAGAAGAAAGGGUUGGGUUAGUAGACCCUCACACCAGUUCCUUGGACAACCAGUGUUGGCUCUGUCCCCCCCCCCCGGGAUGAGGACAGUUUUCAGUACAGUGGCACUCACACCACAUCAACCAGCAUUUCCCUCUGUGGAAAUGGGCAUCACCAGUGCUGGAGCUGGUCUGACCACAAACCUUCCAGCAGAACACACCUGGAGUGCCUGCUUCCCCGGAUCUUGGGCUUGUCUUGCCACAGCAAAAGGGAAGUGCAGAGACAGGAGGAGGGGGAUGGUUUUGAGCUGGAAGAGGGGAGAUUGAGAGGAGAUCUUAGGGAGAAAUGUUUGCUGUGAGGGUGGGGAGGCCCUGGCCCAGGUUGCCCAGAGCAGUGGUAGCUGCGCUAUCCCUUGAGGUGUUGAAGGCCAAGUUGGAUGGAGCUUGGAGCCCCUGAUCCAGCAGGAGCUGUCCCUGCCCAGGGGAUGGCAGGGGGUGGGACUGGAUGGGCUUUGAGGACCCUUCCAACCCAAACCACUCCAUGAUUCUAAGUUCCUCUUGGCCACCUUUACACUUCCAUGUUGUAGGACAGCAAAGCUUUCUUUGGGAACACAGCACUGCACGGUGAUCUCCUGCCUCCACACAUACUUUCUCUCACCUGCCUUAUGACCUUGUGUACUCAACAGUUUAAACACAGCAAGUUUUUCCUCAUCCAGAAGAAAGGAGGUCCAACUCUUUUCAUAGCACUGUUAAACACAGACUUUGCUUAUGGAUUCUUAAAAAAGCAGGAAAAGGCAAUAAUUCAGGGCAGAGCAACCGCAUCCUGGCCUUCCCUACAUCAUAGCCUGAAAGAACGGGAGCCCAAGAGCUGAAGUUUGGCUCUGCCCUACAUCUCCUCGUCCCAGAGGCCCCAUCACAUUCUGCACUUGUGGCUACUGCCCUGACACCCCAAAAAUGACUCGGCCCACUCCGGUCAGACACCUGUAGGGAUCACUAAAAAGGUGAAGGAAGAUGGAUACCCUUAGGAAUACAGAAGGAAAUGGGAAUGGCAACUGGUUUGUUACAAAUGCUUAUUUCUAGGAUAAGAUCCUGCAGGUCAAACCUUCCACAUCCAUCAUUCAAGGAAACAACAAAACCCAUACCAACAAAGGAAUUGGUGGGGCUGGGACCCCCAAACCAGCACCCCCAGCCUGGAGAACCUUGUACUGAUGAAAUCCUCACUGGGUGUAUUUGGCCAUUCAAGCCUUUUUCACUGCUACAUCAUAGAGACAUUAAACGCAGUCAUGGAAGAGCAACAGGUGAGCCCAUGGGUGGAAAAGGAGCUACUUUCAUCUUGUUAUUAAAAUCUCUGCCCUAAAUUUGAGACAAUACCAGAAGAGAUGUGUUCGCAAGUGGUGCAAGGGUCACCAGAAUUCAAAGUAGCAUGUAACCCAAUGAUGUCCCCACUCACCUGCUCUUCAGGUUCCUGUUGUGGGAAGGUGACCUCAGGCACAGCAAAUGCGCAGCGUGCAGUGGUUGUGCCGGGAGCACAGUCACACUGCUGGGAAACACGUCGGGAAGUGUUGCUAGUGCAGAGGAAAACCAAACAACCAGCUCCCAGAGGUCAGCGAGAGGAGAUGCUCCAGGCCUGGUCUGGCACCUAAGGACAGCCCAUCCCUCCCUGCGGUGCUAAGGUGAUACUAGAACUGUGUGUUGUAAAUGUCUGACUUAUUUAUUUUCUACAAAAAAAUAAACCUUGCAUUUUUUAAAGAGCUGGACUGGCUUUUUUUAAUUGCAGUUGGUGGGGACGGGAACAGCUGCAGGCGAUGCCCACUGUGUGCACGUCUUGGCAGAAACACCAAGCGCUCUGCCCUCAGAGUUCUCAAAUUCAGCUUCUCCUGUUAUCAGACAGACAGGGAGAUUAUUUUUUUUUAAACAUAACACUCUUCUCACACAUGUUCUCUUCUGUGUGAGUUUGUUCUAUUCUGUAUGGCCCUUCAUAACCAAACAUGGCCAAGAAAAUUCCUCCCACUCCCAAUCCUGCUCCUCCUGCCUUAGAGGUGCCCUUCCUUCACUCCAAGACAGCAUCCCCCUCCCCAGCUUUCCUGCAGCCCUUUUCAGCACUGGAAACUGCUCUAAGGUCUCCCCACAGCCUUCUCUUCUCCAGGCUCAACAACCCCAACUCUCCCAGCCUGGCCUUGGACAGGAGGUGCUCCAGCCCUCGCAUCAUCUCCGU
Molecule: messenger RNA, 7043 nt
Organism: Cuculus canorus (common cuckoo)
Lineage: Eukaryota; Metazoa; Chordata; Aves; Cuculiformes; Cuculidae
Gene: PLCB2
Product: phospholipase C beta 2
Exons: 32
Coding region: 670-4293 (1207 amino acids)
Biological process (GO): phosphatidylinositol-mediated signaling; lipid catabolic process
Molecular function (GO): calcium ion binding; phosphatidylinositol-4,5-bisphosphate phospholipase C activity
Source: RefSeq, a predicted model, not a curated record